Cooperia oncophora is the source of this 1032-nucleotide messenger RNA. NCBI's taxonomy places the organism in Eukaryota, Metazoa, Nematoda, Chromadorea, Rhabditida, Trichostrongylidae. The record is from the annotation of a GenBank genome assembly.
AUGGAGACGGCUGUCCCUUUUCUCAUGGAGAAGGUGAAACUCAGCCGACUCGCCUACAGAAUGACCAAAAGGCUAUAUGUUGGAACGAAAGUACGCCCACGAAAAGAACGACACCUUCAGGCUAAGAGCUGCCAGCUAACAAGUCUUUCCAGAUCUACAAGUCUUCAAGCCUAUUUCACUCUCGGUUCGCCGACGGGUGAGGGCGGCGGAAUAAGGAAAAGAUUUUCGCAACGGCGAAUGGCUGGAAAAGACAAUGAGCUACAUCUGUUAGAGAAUCUCAAGCACAAGCCCGGUCCGGAGGAUUUCCAGCUUCGGUCGCCACGUCUGCCGAUGCCAGAGUUCAAGCCUACAAACAGUGAAGGACCGGAGCUCAGUCAAGCCGAAUUGGAAAGCUUGAUGGCAGUCUACGAUCGUCCGCUGGACGAUUAUCUUGAGAUGUUUAUACAGUUUGGCUACGUUCUCCUGUUCUCUCCGGCAUUUCCACUUGCCGCUCUGUGCGCCGUGGUGAAUAAUGUGGUAGAAAUCCGAGUGGACGCUUUCAAACUCUGCAAUACCGUUCAGCGGCCAUUUGGACGGCAAGUAAAGGACAUCGGAGCCUGGCAGAAAGCUAUGGAGCUUCUUGGAAUGGUUGGUGUGAUGGUGAACUGCGCCCUCAUUGGUCAAUCAGGACUGGUGCAACGAAUAUGGCCAGGCUUGAGUUGGGGUGGACAGAUUUUGAUCGUGGUUGUUUUGGAGCACAUCAUCCUUGCGUCGAAGAUCUUCAUCGACUUGGCUGUGCCUGAUGUGCCUUACUGGAUUCGGAUAGAAACUGCCAAACAGGAGCACUAUCGCCGAGAAGCUUUCAAGCGUGAGUCCAGAAUGUUGUCCUCAGCGCGGACAAGCGGUGACUCUUCACCAGGCAGUGAAGCUUCAUUCGACUAUCGGCAUCGCUCACUGGCAGAAAACCGUCUUCAACGAAGGAGCAUGACACCUGGUGCUCGAACGAAUGUAAUUAAACGGGAUAGUCGCGAGAAUAACUGUAUUGACAACUGA